CGGAGUCUCUCCCCUCUUCGCCUGUUGCUAGAGAGUGGCGCGAGGGGCCUGCGAGGGUCGUGCGGGCGGCGGCGCGGACGCGCUUCGGGACCGAGGGAUCGAGAGCUGCGGCUGGGGCUCCCUCUCGGGACCCCCCAGGAGCCUCGCGCUCAGCCCUCGCCGCCCCGCGGGCCGGACCUGCGUCGCCGCUCUUCUUUCCGGGUUGGCGGCCGGCCUGAGCCGGGCGAGCGGACCCUGUGCGCGCCGCCGGCCACCUGUGCGCGCCGCCGCGGCGGCCUGGCUCGGGAAGCCGAUGGACCGGCCCCCGAGCGCCAUGAAGCCCAACUUCUCUCUGCGACUGAGAGUCUUCAACCUCAACUGUUGGGACAUUCCCUACGUGAGCAAGCACCGGGCCGACCGCCUUAAGAACCUGGGAGACUUCCUGAACGCGGAGAGCUUCGACCUGGCCCUGCUGGAGGAGGUGUGGAGUGAGAAGGACUUCCAGGACCUGAGGCGGAAGCUGGCUGUGCCCUACCCAGCUGCACACUACUUCAGGAGCGGAAUCAUUGGCAGUGGCCUCUGUGUGUUCUCCAAACAUCCAAUCCAGGAAAUCAGCCAUCACGUGUACACCCUCAAUGGCUACCCCUACAUGAUCCAUCACGGGGACUGGUUCUGUGGGAAGGCUGUGGGGCUGCUGGUGCUCCAUCUCAGCGGACUGGUGCUGAAUGCCUAUGUGACCCAUCUGCACGCCGAAUACAGCCGACAGAAGGACAUCUACCUAACGCAUCGUGUGGCCCAGGCUUGGGAACUGGCCCAGUUCAUCCACCACACAUCCAAGAAGGCAGAUGUGGUUCUGUUGUGUGGGGACCUCAACAUGCACCCAGGAGACCUGGGCUGCUGCCUGCUGAAGGAGUACACAGGCCUGCAUGAUGCCUUCCUCAAGACCCAAGACUUCAAGGGCCCCGAAGACGGCUGCACAAUGAUAAAGCAUAACUGCUACGUCAGCCAGCAGGACCUGGGCCCAUUUCCCUUUGGCAUCCGGAUUGACUAUGUGCUUUACAAGGCGGUUCCUGGGUUCUACAUCUCCUGUAAAUCACUCAAGAUCACCACUGGUCAUCACCCCCACCAUGGCACCCCACUCUCUGAUCACGAGGCCCUCAUGGCAACUUUCUGUGUGAGGCACGGCCCGCCUCAGCACAGCCCCAGCCCUCCCCACAGCCCAGCAGAGAAGUCAUCACUGAUCAGAGUGCUGAGGGACGCCUGGAUGGAGAUGGGGCUGGGCAUCGCUCGAGCUCGCUGGUGGAUUGCCUUUGCUGGCUAUGUGAUUGGCCUGGGGCUGCUUCUUCUGAUGUUACUGUGUGUUCUGGCAGCAGGGGAAGGGGCCAGGGAAGUAGCUAUACUGUUUUGGAGCCCCAGCGCAGGACUGGUGUUAGGGGCAGGCGCAGUCUUCCUCUUCCAUGUCCAUGAAGCCAAAGGCUUACAUAGCAUCCAGGCCGAGCUCCAGCAUGCGCUGAAAAAGGCAAAAGAGGCGCAGGCCCUGGGCGCAGAGCCCCAGCUAGCUCCACUGCUGGGGCAGCAGGAGGGGGACAGAGCCGAGGAAUAAUAAAGCUUGACACUUCA
Messenger RNA from Chinchilla lanigera (long-tailed chinchilla), 1599 nucleotides. It is a transcript of the gene Smpd2, whose product is annotated as sphingomyelin phosphodiesterase 2, neutral membrane (neutral sphingomyelinase). Lineage: Eukaryota; Metazoa; Chordata; Mammalia; Rodentia; Chinchillidae. The record is from RefSeq and is a predicted model, not a curated record. Gene Ontology annotation, cellular component: cytoplasm. Gene Ontology annotation, molecular function: sphingomyelin phosphodiesterase activity.